Molecule: messenger RNA, 1153 nt
Organism: Acaulospora colombiana
Lineage: Eukaryota; Fungi; Glomeromycota; Glomeromycetes; Diversisporales; Acaulosporaceae
Source: the annotation of a GenBank genome assembly
AUGGGUUAUCCAAAGCUCCUGCAGGGUGCUAGGGCACUGGAAAUUGGGUAUAGGGAUUGGGUUAGGGGACUGGGCAGUGGGUUGUUGACACAACUCGCCCUAUCUAUAGAAUCAACAAACGCCCUUGAUUCACUAUUUAAUUGUGCCCACAUUGUAAUGGGUCAAGCGCUCGCCAACACAAUCAGCAGUUGUCCGAUGGAUAACUCAAAGAAGGCGACACCCGGUAUACACCAAACCUUGGCUCUAACAUCUAACGCUCCAUUUGCAGUCGCACAUCCUGAUCUAUCUUCUUCUAUUACAUCUCUCAAGGCUAUCAAAGAAGCUGCUGAAGGUAUACCUCAAGUUGGCCGUUCAAUCGAGGCGACAAGCGAUGCAAUGAUUCUUGUGCUGGAAACUAUCAGAAAAUGUAAAGGAAAUCGAGAUGGAUGGAGAGAGUUAGCGGAAAUCAUCCAAGAGAAGAACCAGCGUGUGAUCUCUUUAUUGAGACUAUAUUCAGAGGCACCUGACAAGUAUAAUGACGUACUGGAACAAGCGAAUAAAUACCAAAACGAUAUGAAGAAGGAGAUAGAAACCGAGUUGGAGAAAGGAUCAGGACUCCAAGGUUACUGGGAAAGAAUGAAAACUCGAGGGCGAGAAACAAUCUUGUCAGAAAUCAACGCGAAGAAAAUUGUGGGCUAUCGAGAGCGACUGCGUGAUCUGGCACUCAGCACUACGGAGGCAGUCGGGCAACAAAUGAUAGGGAAAUUGAACAAAAUUGAGAAACGAUGGGAAGAGCAGGUUCUAGAAAAAUUUUCUUGGUCGCAUAAGAUGGCUCUCAAGCCGCGUCCCCCACUUGUUGCUGGAUUCGUCGGACGCGAUGAUAUCCUCGAGGUAAUGCGUAGUACGCACUUUGGGAGCGCGCCUGCUUCCCAAACUACACCAAGAGUGACGGUUCUGACGGGUCUGGGUGGAUCCGGCAAAACACAAAUUGCAUUGAAGUUUGCAUCUGAAUUCGAACAAAAAUGCAUCCACCCAAACAACACUAGAAACCGACUUGAAGACACUCGUACGAUCCCAAUCCCGUAUCGAUACCGAUGCACUCAUCUGGCUAGCAAAAACAAAGCGGGACUGGCUCGUCAUCAUGGACAAUGCGGACGAUCCUUCACUCGACUUG